This is a messenger RNA of Meriones unguiculatus (Mongolian gerbil), 936 nucleotides long. Its product is annotated as keratin-associated protein 10-9-like. The transcript is spliced from 2 exons. Bases 1 to 936 code for a protein of 311 amino acids. Gene Ontology annotation, cellular component: keratin filament. The record is from RefSeq and is a predicted model, not a curated record. NCBI's taxonomy places the organism in Eukaryota, Metazoa, Chordata, Mammalia, Rodentia, Muridae.
AUGGCCGCCUCCACCAUGUCUGUCUGCUCUGAUGCUCUCACCAACUCCUCCUGGCAGGUGGAUGACUGCCCGGAGAGCUGCUGUGAGCCCUGCUGCUGCCAGUCCAGCUGCUGCCAGCCCAGCUGCUGCCAGUCUAGCUGCUGUGUCCCCAGCUGCUGUCAGUCUAGCUGCUGUGUCCCCAGCUGCUCUCAGUCUAGCUGCUGUGUCCCCAGCUGCUGUGCCCCAGCCCCCUGCCUGACCCUUGUGUGCAGUCCCUGCUGCCAAUCUGGCUGCAGCAGCUGCUGCACACCCUCAUGCUGCCAGCAGUCUAGCUGCCAGCCAGCUUGUUGCACCUGCUUCCCCUGCCAGCCAUCCUGCUGUGUGACUCUUUGCUGCAAGCCUGUCUGCUGCACACCCAUCUGCUCUGGCUGCUCCUCCUGCUGCCAGCAGUCUAGCUGCCAGCCCUCAUGCUGCCAGCCCUCAUGCUGCCAGUCCUCAUGCUGCCAGCCAUCCUGCUGUGUGCCUGUCUGCUGCAAGCCUGUCUGCUGCACACCCAUUUGCUCUGGCUCAUGCUGCCAGCAGUCUAGCUACCAGCCCUCAUGCUGCCAGCCAUCCUGCUGUGUGCCUGUCUGCUGCAAGCCUGUCUGCUGCACACCCAUCUGCUCUGGUUCCUCCUCAUACUGCCAGCAGUCUAGCUGCCAGCCCUCAUGCUGCCAGCCAUCCUGCUGUGUGCCUGUUUGCUACAAACCUGUCUGCUGCAAGCCCUGCUCCAGCAUGUCCCUGCUCUGCCGCCCCGUGUGCAGACCCGCCUGCUGCCUGCCCACCUCCUCCUGCUGUGCCUCCUCCUGCCAGCCCAGCUGCUGCCGCCCAGCAUCCUGUGUGUCCCUGCUCUGCCGCCCUGCCUGCUCCCGCCAGGCCUGCUGUGGCCUCUCCUCGGGCCAGAAGUGCAGCUGUUGA